AUGGGCCUGCACACAAAGGCUCUGGCAGAUGCUGAGGAGGCGAUAGAGCUGGAUCCAGAUUAUCUCAAAGCGCAUGCGAGGAAGGGGCAGGCUCUGGAGAAGUUGGGAAGGGUGGAUGAUGCGCGCGCACACUACCAGCAAUGCAUAAACACCCUGAAGUACAACUCCCACUUCAAAGAGGCUCUUCAAAAACUUGAUGCAGCCCAGAGCUGA
This is a messenger RNA of Coccomyxa subellipsoidea C-169, 213 nucleotides long. RefSeq lists its product as hypothetical. NCBI's taxonomy places the organism in Eukaryota, Viridiplantae, Chlorophyta, Trebouxiophyceae, Coccomyxaceae. Gene Ontology annotation, molecular function: Hsp90 protein binding. The transcript has 2 exons. The record is from RefSeq and is a predicted model, not a curated record. Bases 1 to 213 code for a protein of 70 amino acids.